Messenger RNA from Drosophila teissieri, 1582 nucleotides. RefSeq lists its product as uncharacterized. The transcript has a single exon. NCBI's taxonomy places the organism in Eukaryota, Metazoa, Arthropoda, Insecta, Diptera, Drosophilidae. The record is from RefSeq and is a predicted model, not a curated record. Bases 177 to 1022 code for a protein of 281 amino acids. Gene Ontology annotation, cellular component: nucleus; cytoplasm.
AGCGUAAUAACGCCUCCUGAUAUCGAUAUCGAUAUCAUAUCAUAAAAAACAAUAAACCAAAAAAAAACGCUAAAAACUAUUAGUUUGUCUGCCAGAAAAACGGGACUAGCAGCUGGACGUAGCCAAGUUGCCACAUCAAGUGACCGACACCAGACACCACAACACCCAGCUCCACCAUGGACAUCAUGGAUAUCCAGGCCGUAGAGUCAAAGCUGAGUGACGUCACGGUGACACCGAUACCGCGCAGCCAAGUGCAGAAUUUCUACAAUUACCAGCAGCAGCGGGAGCAGCGCGAGCAGCAGCCCCAGAUCCAGAUAUCGGCCAUCCACCACUCGCGCGGAUCCGGUGGCGGAGGAGGCGGAUCCAAUUCAUCCAACGCGGCCACGGACUACUCCACGAGCAGCGGUGGCAAGCGGGAGCGGGAGCGCUCCUCCGCCAGCGACUACAGCAGCUCGUCCAGCAAACAGAGCUCCGCCGCAGCGGCCAAUGCAGCAGCAGCUGCCGCCGCCGUCGCUGCCCUCCAGUACUCCCCGCAGUUCCUCCAGGCCCAGCUGGCCCUGCUCCAGCAGCAAUCGAACACAACGGCCACGCCGGCCGCAGCCGCAGCUGCGGCCCUCUCCCUGGCCAACAUGUGCUCCAGCAAUGGCGGACAGAGAAACACCGGCUCCGGUGGCGGCGUCUCCUCCAACGCCAGCAAUGGCCAGAGCAUGGGCCUCAACCUAAGCUCGUCGCAGCUGAAGUACCCACCACCCUCCACCUCGCCCGUGGUGGUGACCACCCAAACUUCGGCCAACAUCACUACACCACUGACCUCCACGGCCAGCCUGCCCUCUGUGGGACCGGGCAAUGGGCUGACCAAGUACGCCCAGCUGCUGGCAGUCAUCGAGGAAAUGGGACGCGACAUUCGGCCCACGUACACGGGCUCGCGCAGCUCCACGGAGCGGCUCAAGCGAGGCAUUGUCCAUGCCCGCAUCCUGGUGCGCGAAUGCCUCAUGGAGACGGAGCGAGCGGCGCGCCAAUGAGAGGAGGAGUCACUGGUGCCGCAGCUAACGACGCCGGAUUGAAAUGGACCAGGAGGUGAGGGUGAUCCUCAUCUAGCAACUAGGUUAAUUCCCCCCAACAAAAAACACGGACAGAAUGGGUCGAACUCGUAAUCUUUGCACAGUUGUGAGCCAAUUCCGCUUGAAUAUCAUAGGAAUAAUUUAGUUUUAAAGCUUUUCGAAGGUUUUAACUCAAGACAAGAAAGUGCUUAAGAAGAGCCUUAAACGUAAGUUCGAAUUUGUUGAUAGGCGAAAAAGAAAGUUCUUCAAUUUUCAUGCUCAGAACGCUCCAAAGAUUGCCCAAAGCCUACGCAAAGAUCCAUCCUGUCCGCAUAUAAGCAUAAAAGAGUAGCAAUUUGUAAUAGCUUGUAAGCCCCCAUCAACUUAAUGGCCCUCGGGCCGCCGGACCAUAGUUAAAGAAUGUUUAGACUAGCUCAGGUUACAAUCGGUUAAAUCGUCAAUCGUCUGGCCAAUCACCAGAUCGGUCAAAAAAACCUAAUCGAUUACCGAAACAAAUACGAGAAAAUUAGGCUCUCGUAGUA